Molecule: messenger RNA, 808 nt
Organism: Mangifera indica (mango)
Lineage: Eukaryota; Viridiplantae; Streptophyta; Magnoliopsida; Sapindales; Anacardiaceae
Product: photosynthetic NDH subunit of lumenal location 2, chloroplastic
Exons: 2
Coding region: 122-706 (194 amino acids)
Biological process (GO): photosynthesis; photosynthetic electron transport chain
Cellular component (GO): photosystem II oxygen evolving complex; extrinsic component of membrane; photosystem II
Molecular function (GO): calcium ion binding
Source: RefSeq, a predicted model, not a curated record
UUAACAAAGUGCCACUUGGGAACAAGCUAAGGUCCAACUUGACAACCUGCCAAAACCAAUUUCACCAAUACGAUCUUAUUUUCAAUGAUUUUACUUCUAUAAAAUUUUAUCCAAAACCAUCAUGAGCAUCACUAACACCACUGCCCUCCUCCGUGUCCACAACAUCACCACCACUUCAUCCCACACCAAACUCUUGUUUCCAGUAACCAGAGCUAUAUCUUCAGCUAAAGAAUCUCAAACCGUGACAAAUCGGAGAAAGUUUGUGACAAUAUUGUUAGCAACUUCACUGGCACUUGGGCUGCAGGGCGUUGGCGUUCCUCUGGCACUAGCUGAGAAUUGGGGGACACGUUCGUUUAUAAAGGAGAGAUUUUUCCAACCAGGGCUAUCACCGGAAGAUGCAGUGGCAAGAAUCAAGCAGACAAGGGAAGGGUUGCAUAGCAUGCGGGAGAUGCUAGACCGCAUGGUAUGGGGGUAUGUCAUGAAGUAUAUUCGGUUGAAGUCAGCUUAUCUUUCUGAGGAUUUGAAGAACGCCAUGACUACGUUGCCACAGGAGCUCAGGAAGGAGUAUGUGAGUAUAGCCAAUGAAUUGAUUGAUAACAUUGCUGAGUUUGACUAUUAUGUUCGUACGCCCAAGGUCUACGAAUCAUACCUAUACUACGAGAAGACAUUGAAAAAUCUAGAUGAUAUUGUGGCAAUGUUCACUUAGUGGAAGGCUUAUGAUCUGAAUGUUCUAUGUUAUUGAGGCUUGAAUCUUCACAACAAUAUUGUUAUUUUAUCUGUUUCUAUAAUUAAUUUUGUUCUCCAGUAA